AUGCUGCUUGUUAGAUUGUGUAGCGGCGGCGUUGUUGGUUUCGAACUUGCCCAAGGCUACCGACGUCUGGUCACUGCGAUAUUCAUCUGGGCUGACCACCAAAUCAAUUUCUAUUUUUUAAUAAAUUUUAUCCGAUCAAAAUCGAAGCAAAGUCCUUGGAGCUCAUCCCGCGCUACUGACAAAAUGAAUCCUACAGAGAAGGAGAAAGACCACUGGGCGAAUAAGCUACUUCACACGUCCGGUAUUGGCAUCGGACACGGCACCGGCAGAGUCUAUCCAAGGUAUGUUUAG
Oikopleura dioica is the source of this 291-nucleotide messenger RNA. Lineage: Eukaryota; Metazoa; Chordata; Appendicularia; Copelata; Oikopleuridae. The record is from the annotation of a GenBank genome assembly.